CUACGGCGAGCUCACGCUCUGGGGAGCAGAUGACGCUUUGCCCAAGGACCUUCGGCGGGAAUCGACCCUGGAGCAGCCGGCCAAGUCCUCCACCUGCACGUUGUCAUGACAACACGAUGACCAAAGAAACACCCAGCUGGACAGAAGACGCCUCCCUUUAGCUGCCCGCGCUGCUUUCAUCCAUUUCUAAAGAUAAUUCAUCCAGAUUGAGGCAAAAUGCAGCAGCCUGAAACGCAGCGGACAAUUCAGCAAACAGCGACACAAGUACUGGAUCCAUCAGCUCAGUACUUGCGGCGGAGGAAAGCGGCCCUGUGGGUGACGGUGUCCCUGCUGGCCCUGGCUCUGUUGGUGCUUGCUGUGGGUCUCAUCUCCGCCACUCGCACAGACAACGUGCCUGUGGCUGGAUACUACGCCGGCAUCACUCUGAGUUUUGGAGCUUUUCUGGGGAUUGUUGGCAUCCACCUGGUGGAAAACCGCAGACCCAUGCUGGUGGCAUCGAUCAUAUUCAUCAGCAUGGGAGUGAUUGCGUCUUUCUUCUGUGCCAUUGUGGACGGGAUCAUUGCUUCAGAGUUCAUCGACAUAAGGCCCUUGCAGGAGGACAUGUGUGACUAUUACGCCAGUGGAGCGGGCUACGCCUACGACAACUACUAUACUGAGGUGACGUGCCGUUCGUUUGACAAAGCCUGCAAGCUGAAGCUGAGGAGCAACACCUGCUACUGCUGCUACCUGUACAACUGUGCGAGCACAGAGUUCCACACACAGUACUACGCCUUCACCGGGGUCAGCAGCUGCUGGGAUGUGAUCCACCUGCACCGUCUGCUGUGGGCCUCGGUGGUGCUCAACGUGUUGGGCUUGUUCCUGGGCAUCAUAACCGCCGCGAUCCUCGGAGCGUACAAGGACAUGCAGAAGCCGACUCCGCAGGUGGCCGCCAGCCCGACUCCGGCCCCCCACAUCCUGUACAACCCGACGCAGCACAUGGUCAGCUACGCUGGCUUCUGCCCCUCAGGACAAAGCCUGCCCUCCUACCCCAACUAUCCAACAAACAUGCAGCACAACAGCAACUAUCAGCCACCUGCUACUCCCCAGAUGAUCCCCGAGGGAGGCUCUGCCUCUAACUGCUGCCUCUCCGAGGAGAACCAGAGCCAGCAGCCCCCUCAGACUCAGCCCCAGCCUCAGGGGGCCACCCAGGAGCCAGGCGGCUACAUGCUGACACCCAACGCCCCCGUCCUCUACGGAUCCGCCUACAGCCCCUUUGAGAAGCCGCCACCGUACGCCUGCUGAGCCACGAGACUAACAUCUGGGGCAAGAUGGAUAAAUUCCAUCUCCAUCUGGUCGGACUGAAUGCAGCACGAUGCAUUUCAUAGGUGACCUUGUAGAUGGAAAACAAACAGUGAGCUUCUCUACUACACAGUGGUGUGUAUAUAUAUAUAUAUGCUACAUUUCACGUGGUGGCCCUGAGGAGAGACACAGAUCUAUAGCUAUGUAGUGUGAUUAUAUAGACACGAGUAAGGUAUUUCAUGUGAAUUCCUUUAAAGGAAACAUGCUUUUUUGCCUUUUGGUGUUUCUUGCGUCUCUUGAGUUAAACGAGGAGACUGAUUCCCCUUUUCUUCAGUCACAGCUAGCAGCGUAGCAAUAAGACUGAAAACGAGGGGGAAACUGCUAAGAAUAAAACCUUGGCCCGCCAGAGCCCGUAAAUCUCAAUAAUUAUCUUGAGAUAUUUCCAUAGUUUAAUCUGCACAGAAAAUGAAGUUUAAUUCUGUACUUUUUGGUAAGAUGCCAUGUUUCUCAGCAAGAAAGCAAAGGUGUAUUUCCAAAAAAGCUAACCAUAAGAAGCUUCCAUGUGACUCGUGAAUAGGUGUAUAGUGGUAUACUUGACUGUGACCUGAUAGUUGUUCCUAUUCUAAUUUGUCUAGACUGAAGUUAGUCAUCAUUGUCUGUCUAUAUAUUAACUAAUGUGUAAGUACUAAAAAGGGCUUUCUUGAAAUGUGAAAUGUAGAGUAAACAACAAUGAUAUUGCUGUUAUUUCAUUAUGUAAGUGUGGAUCAUCUAAUGUGAACUUUAAGUCAACACACUGUAUUAUUGAAGAUGCAUGUUAACUGCUGUGGGAUUAGACGCUGUAGCUGUUUUAAAAAAACAAAAUGUAUUAGUCACAUUUAAGAAAUACACACAAUGCACACAAAAUAAAGAUUGAGU
Messenger RNA from Pungitius pungitius (ninespine stickleback), 2193 nucleotides. RefSeq names its product transmembrane protein 255B. Lineage: Eukaryota; Metazoa; Chordata; Actinopteri; Perciformes; Gasterosteidae. The transcript is spliced from 10 exons. The coding region runs from base 217 to 1281 and encodes 354 amino acids. The record is from RefSeq and is a predicted model, not a curated record.